Purpureocillium takamizusanense is the source of this 1686-nucleotide messenger RNA. It is a transcript of the gene GOR1, whose product is annotated as Glyoxylate reductase. The record is from RefSeq and is a predicted model, not a curated record. Bases 256 to 1344 code for a protein of 362 amino acids. The transcript has 4 exons. Lineage: Eukaryota; Fungi; Ascomycota; Sordariomycetes; Hypocreales; Ophiocordycipitaceae. Gene Ontology annotation, molecular function: glyoxylate reductase (NADPH) activity; hydroxypyruvate reductase [NAD(P)H] activity; NAD binding. Gene Ontology annotation, cellular component: cytosol.
CAGUGACCAGGACCCCUUCUUGACUUCUAAUAUGAAGCUUUCCAGACACAAUUGAAUCCGCGUCAACGUUGGGCAAUCGCUUCGCACAAGGUCCACGACUUUACCUUGGACUCAUCCCAUCGUGAUUUGCUUCACUCCAACUGACCCCGCCCCGCCAUACCUACCUACUCAUUGAACCCGCCACGGUGGUCCCGAGUCCCGACAACCCACGCAUCGCUUCAGUUUCAACAACAACAGCAACAACCACCAUUGACCAUGGCAGACAAGCCCAAGGUGCUGCUCUUGGGCGAGAUUGAACAUGCCCACGAAGCCUGGGCAUCCCUCGCCGACAUCGCGCACGUCCUGCGGCCCCGGGCCCGCAACCGCGCCGACUUCAUCGCGGAAUGCCAGUCGGGCUCCCUCGACGGCGUCGUCGCCGCCUACCGCACCUUUGCGUCCGCCCGAGUGACGGGCCGCAUCGACGGCGCGCUGCUCGACGCCCUGCCCUCGUCGUUUCGCUUCCUCUGCCAUAACGGCGCCGGAUACGACCAAAUCGACAUCACCGCAUGCACCCGACACAACGUCCGCGUCUCCAACACCCCCACCGCCGUCGACGACGCCACCGCCGACACCGCCAUCUGGCUGCUCCUCGGCGCCCUGCGCGGCUUCCCCGCUGCCGUCGCCUCCCUGCGCGCCCGCGGCGCCCGGCGCACCGGACCCGACGGCCGGCCCCUCCCCCUCGGCCGCGACCCCCGCGGCAAGGUCCUCGGCAUCCUCGGCAUGGGCGGCAUCGGCCGCAACCUCGCCGCAAAGGCCCGCGCUUUGGGCAUGCGCAUCCGCUACCAUAAUCGGUCGCCCCUGAGCGGUGGCGGUGGCGGUGGUGGUGGUGGCGGAGGAGGAGGACGAGCAGGAGACGAUGCCGCCACCGCCGAGUACGUCGACUUUGAGACGCUGUUGAGGGAGAGCGACGUCCUCAGCCUGAACCUGCCCCUGAACCCGAGCACCCGUCACAUCAUAUCUACACCCCAGUUUGCCAUCAUGAAGCCCGGCAUCGUCAUUGUAAACACAGCCCGUGGCGCCGUCAUGGACGAGGCCGCCCUUGUCGAGGCUCUGAAUUCCGGAAGAGUCGCUAGCGUGGGACUCGACGUCUACGAGAACGAACCUCAUAUCCACCCGGGGCUGCUCGCGAACCCAAAUGUUCUGCUUUUGCCACACGUAGGCACAUGGACCCUCGAGACAGAAACCAAGAUGGAGGAGUGGGCCAUUGACAACGUACGCAUGGCCGUCACCAAAGGAAAGCUCAAGAGCAUCGUCCCGGAGCAAAAGGCCAUGCAGUGCGAAGAGAGUGGACAGGCCAAUUUAUAAGGUUCCAUCGACAUACGCAUCUCAAACCAGUAUUGGCGCAGAUAGUCUCAAGCGAGAAGUGUCUAUUCAGGUAGACCUAGUCAUCCAUCUAUCCAUGGCCGCGGUUGACGGGCCGUCGCGGUGCGAUUCCAUCAAGCUCCGCCUCAUCUUGCCCAUCCAUCAUGUGUCUUUUGUAUCUCGCCAGUGGGGGAAUCAUGUCUUGUCAAAGCCAACGCCGUUUUGUUGAAAAAGCAGAUGUGUUCCGCCUUCGUCCACCCAGCGAGAUGCCCAUUCAUUUAACGCAAACAAAAGCAAAAACAAGAAAUCAGAACGGCACAUGUCUUUUAGUCUCCCAGCCCCGAU